Messenger RNA from Prorocentrum cordatum, 1127 nucleotides. The record is from the annotation of a GenBank genome assembly. NCBI's taxonomy places the organism in Eukaryota, Dinophyceae, Prorocentrales, Prorocentraceae.
GAGGGCCAGACCGUCGUGAUCCUCGGUGGUGGCGUCGUCGGCGUGGCCACGGCGUACUACCUGGCGAAAAGCUCGCGGGUCUUGCGCGGCGCCGCGUGCGGCCGGUGGUGGUGGACCGCUGCGGGGUGGGCAGGGCGGCCUCUGGCAUGGCCGCGGGGUUCCUGCCCCGCAGCGGCUGGGCGCGGGGGCCGCAGGCCAAGCUGCACGAGCAGAGCUUCGACCUGCUGCGGGACCUGGCGGGGGAGCUGCAGCUCGAGUCUUACUCGCCGCUGCCCACCUGGCUCGGGGUCGCCGGUGACCGGGCGGAGCCCCCCCCGGAGGGCUUCCCUCGGUGGCUCAACGGCCGCGUCGCCUCGGCGGAGAGGGUGCCGGACGAGGUGGCCCAGGUCGACUGCCGCGAGCUCGUGGGCAAGCUCGCCCGCGCGGCCGAGGAGCGGGGCGCGGAGUUCCGCGUCGGGCGCGCGGAGGGCGUGCGCUCGGUGGGCGAGCGCGGGCAGCGGCAGGUGCGGGGCGUCGUGGUGGACGGGGAGGUGGUGCCGUGCGAGGCCGUCGUGGUGGCGCUGGGGCCCUGGUGCGUGCUGGCCGAGGACUGGUUCGAGGGCCUCUCGCUGCGGCUGCGGGGGACGCUCGGCUCCACGGCCACCUUCCGCCGCGCCGGGGACGCGGCCUCGACGGACCAGGUCUUCUGGGCGCCGGACGAGCACGGCCGGAGCCUGACCACGCUCACGCGCCGCAACGGGGACGUGUACUGCCUCGGGUUCCGGGGCCGCUCGAAGGUGCUGGGCAAGGGCGAGCUGCGGGAGCUGGCCCCCGAGAAGGUCGGCGCAGACGCAGGCGACCUGGCGGCCCUGUCGGGCGCCCUCCAGGAGGUGUCGGGGGUGGGCCAAGGCUGGGAGCCGCACACGAUCCAGGCAGGCGUCCGGGGCGUCAUGGAGGACCACGUCCCGCUGAUCGGGAAGAUCCCGGGCUACGGGGGCGCUGCGAUGCUGGCGUGCGGCCACAACUGCUUCGGGAUCCUGUGCGGCCCCUCCUCUGGGCUGGGGCUGGCCGAGCUUCUGCUUCACGGGGAGUCCACCAGCAUAGACCUCACGGCAUUCGACCCUCUGCGCACGCAGAUUGUGAGGUGA